Messenger RNA from Rotaria sordida, 1056 nucleotides. The record is from the annotation of a GenBank genome assembly. Lineage: Eukaryota; Metazoa; Rotifera; Eurotatoria; Philodinida; Philodinidae.
AUGGGAUAUCUAAGAUCACGUGUUGGAACUCUUAUUUCAACGAAUACACUUAUGUCAACAACACGUGAUAAAGAUGUUGCUCGUCAAUUUAUAGCUGGUGCUGAAACUGGUGUUAUAUUUGAAAUAAAUACUAAAACAGCCAAUAAUGAUAAUAUUCAUCCAUUUGCAAAUAUUUCUCAAUUCAGCUCAUUUGAACAGGAAGAAGAAAUUUUAUUCUUUGUUGGUACAGUUUUUCGUAUUGAUUCUGUUGAAAAAGAAUACGAUUCAAUAUGGAUUAUUAAACUUACUUUUGAUAAUGAAACGAUUGAACAUAUGGAACAGUUAAGAAAUGCCGUUCAACGACAUUUUACUAAUCGAAUAUCUUUGGAUCCUAUGUUUUCAAAAGACAAUAAUUUUAACCUAAUAAGAAAAUACUACACAACAUUAACAAAUAAAAGAUUCAAUAUUAAUGAUUUCAUUAAAUAUGCAGCAGUUAUAAAUAUAAAUUAUCUAAUCGAAAAUGCGAGCAAUUACGAAAAACUUAACGAAUAUUAUAAAGAGUUUCUAUUGAAUGAAAGUCUUAUGGACGAGGCGAAAAUUAUUGUCUUAAAUAUAAUUAUUGGUUAUAAUUAUUUCCAUCUUUUUGAAUAUGAUGAUGCUUUACAUCACUAUGCUGUUGCUUAUUCAUUAUUACCUGACACCACGCUAUUAACAAGUGAACUUUUCAAUCAUAUUGGUGAUGUAUGGACUGCAAUGAAUAAUUUUCAAAGUGCAUUAGUAUGUUAUCAAAAAGCAUUACAAAUUUUUAAUAAAUUCGGUCCUAGGCCACGUGAUAUCGCUAACAUGUGUAGAAAAAUAUCUGAUCUAUGUCGAACACAUAAUAAUUCCGAUCUGGCCAUUCGGUAUCAACACGAAGCAAAUCAACUUGAUCAACAUUUCGGCAUGAGAACAGACUUAGAUGAUGAAAAACAGUUUCAAUACUAUCAAAAUCAAUUGAAUACUGAUUUUCAUCUUGUACCAGAUGAACGAGCUCACCUCCUGUAUCACAUCGUUUCAAAUAAUAUUACAUGUGAUUGA